Messenger RNA from Phytomonas sp. EM1, 894 nucleotides. NCBI's taxonomy places the organism in Eukaryota, Euglenozoa, Kinetoplastea, Trypanosomatida, Trypanosomatidae. The record is from the annotation of a GenBank genome assembly.
CUGGCCAGGCAGAAGCCUUAGGUAUGUCACUGAAGAAGACCUCACCCUCGCAGAGGGUUCUAGAUGAGUCGCAAAUUCUGAUUUCAACAAAGCAGUACGACAUUGAACUUCUUUACCAUGCCAACCUCUCUCAGAUGGCGAUUGCCUCAUUAGGGGUCGCUUUCCGGCGCUGUUACGCGCUUACCGCUUUGGAUCUUAGUCGAAAUAUGCUACCCUCGCUCGAUGGGAUUCAGGAUGUGGCUGCUACUUUAGUCUUCUUGAAUGCAUCUGAAAAUUGCAUUCGAGAUCUCGCCCACCUUCGUGGGUUUGCUCAGCUGGAACGUGUUUGGCUUGAAGGGAAUCAGCUUAGCAACAAAGCCUCCAUUGCCCCACUUGCCGAGCUGAAGUCAGUGAAAGAACUAUGGCUGCGGCGGGAGGCAAGCAUGAAGUUAUCCGCGAACGAUACCUCUUGCAUGGUACUAGACAACCCGAUUUGUUCGGAUUCCAAAGCAUACGCCCUCUUAUGUCGGGAGCUUUUCCCCCACGUUCGUUCUCUUGACGGAAGCAUUUAUCGGCAUGAAGCAGCGGAGGAUGACACCGCUUUAGCCAAGGUUUCAACAGUAGAUGAAUGCGCAGCUAGCUUUAGGCAGGCUUCUGAGCGCAUUAAGAAGGAAGUGCUGGAGGAAAGUAUGGAGGAAUUUCACCUGCUACGGCUUUUAAAAACUUCUCCAAAGUGAAGUUACGGACCCCCUUAAUCCCUUCCCUCCUCCCCCACCCCGUUCUAGGGGGAUGUAUAGCGUUACAAUUUUGCCGUGCAAGUCACUAUUGCGUGAGUAGAACGAUUGCUUAUCCAGCAAGCACACGAAAAGUGAAAGGAGUGUAUUGUGAAGUCCGCAAAGGCUGAUACAACAUCAA